Molecule: messenger RNA, 1425 nt
Organism: Serendipita indica DSM 11827
Lineage: Eukaryota; Fungi; Basidiomycota; Agaricomycetes; Sebacinales; Serendipitaceae
Source: the annotation of a GenBank genome assembly
AUGAAGUCUAGAAGACUACUCCUUGGUUUAUCUCUCGUGCUCCAAGCUGCGAUGGGAGUCGCCAAAGACGACGGAUUAGCCAGGACGCCACCAAUGGGUUGGGUUGGUUUGAGCUUCCUCGUCGAGUUUAAGCACAGCACUUUGACAACUCUCGUACCAAGUUGGAAUUUCUUUGCAUGUGACAUUACCCAGGACACGAUUCUCAAAGCCGCACAAGCCCUCGUCGACACUGGACUUAAAGACCUGGGCUACGAAUAUGUUAUCAUGGACGAUUGCUGGCAUGCUCCUGCGCGUUCUUCGCGCCGACCACACCCUCCGGUCGCAGAUCCUAUCCGCUUCCCCGACGGAAUCAAGGCAUUGGCGGACAAAAUUCACGCACUCGGACUAAAGAUUGGCAUCUACUCGAGCGCAGGCACAAAGACUUGCGCAGGACAAUUCGGCUCAUUGGGGUAUGAAGAGAUCGACGCAAAAACAUAUGCGGAAUGGGGAAUCGAUUAUCUCAAGUAUGACAACUGCUACAAUGAAGGACAAGCUGGCUAUGAUCUCGUGUCCUACAACCGAUAUGCAAAGAUGUCGAGAGCGCUUAGUGAUACAGGACGACCGAUACUUUACAGUUUAUGCAAUUGGGGUGAGGAUCAUACAUGGAAUUGGGCACCGACGAUUGCUCACACCUGGAGAAUGUCUGGAGAUAUUAUGGACUCUUACGAUGCAUAUGACGACCGAUGUCCUUGCGAAUCAAUGAUUGAUUGCAAACUCCCAGGAUUCCACUGUUCGAUGACCCGUAUCCUCGAAUACGCUGCUCCUCUCGUUCAAAAGGCUGGUGCCGGGCAAUGGAAUGACCUGGACAUGCUCGAGGUAGGAAACGGCGGAAUGACCACGGACGAGUAUAAAACGCACUUUGCCAUGUGGGCUGUCAUCAAGAGCCCACUCAUUCUAGGCAAUGACCUCACGAAGAUGGAUGAAGUGACGAAAGCAAUCAUCACUAAUAAAUGGCUCAUCAAAAUCAACCAGGACCGUGUCGCUCUGCCGGUCAAUCGUGUCCGAAAGUCGAUUAUCAAGAACCCACAUGGUGAAGUCACUGGCAACGUCCAAGUCUGGAGUGGUCCCCUGAAGGAUGGAGCUGUCGUUGCCAUUGUGAACACUACCCCCGAGAAGUACAUGAUGCGGUAUCAGCUUGUAGACGUGUAUCCUCAAGCGAAGAAGACCACAUCUAACCGCUACAGUGUUCUCGAUGCAUGGGCGCUGACGAAUCCCUCUCUUGGGAUCGUCGAAGGCAAUUGGGGCCGAUCCCUUGGAGAGUCGUUUGAUGUUACGACGCUCAUUCCUUUGGAAAUUCCUGCGCACGGCGUGAGCGUCCACCUCUGGCAGGUGGGCGAUCCAGACCGCGCCUCCUCUCAACAUGUCUUGCAUGGAGCCGAGCUCUGA